CGAUGGAGGGAGCCAACUCGGACCGAGGGGUUUCCGCGAGGCGGUGUGGGGUCGACACGAAGCUGACAAUGUCGGUACCGGCGAGCGCAGGCUCCUGCGCGGCAAGCCCUAGGUGCAGCCUCACAACGCGCCCUUCCUGGCUCCGCAGCCCUGUCCAAGAGGGGAACGCGAGGGGGGCAGCGCAGCGUGGAGGAGACGCUCGUCCCACCCAACGGGCUCCGCUCCAAACAGAAUGGACUGCUGAAUUAUGAAGUAUUUCAGACCCAAUACCAGGACUUCACUCUGCCAUUCACUCCUUUAUCGUCUACUAGUUAUUUAAAUUGAACUUUUAAUAUCCUGCCAGCUGCUCUUCAGACACACAUGGUGCAUUGUUGCCAUUCCCCGGAUUGCAUCUUUGAAACACAGGCUCUUAGUAACCUUCAGCGAACAAAGAGGCAACCUCCCGGGUACACUAACUGGGAGGGUGUCACCCUGACUGCCCUCUAGCUUUUGCUGCAUCUCAAUUUGAAUUCACCAUGGAGCCUCGCAUGGAGUCCUGCCUGGCACAGGUGUUGCAGAAGGAUGUGGGGAAACGACUGCAGGUUGGCCAAGAACUCAUAGACUAUUUCUCAGACAAACAGAAGUCUGCUGACCUUGAGCAUGACCAGACCAUGUUAGAUAAACUUGUGGAUGGACUCGCUACCUCUUGGGUGAACUCUAGCAAUUACAAGGUGGCUCUUCUGGGCAUGGACAUCCUAUCCGCGCUAGUCACCCGGCUGCAGGAUCGGUUCAAGGCGCAGAUUGGCACAGUGCUGCCAAGUUUAAUAGACAGACUGGGAGAUGCUAAAGACUCCGUGAGGGAGCAGGACCAGGCUCUGCUGCUAAAGAUCAUGGAUCAAGCUGCUAAUCCCCAGUAUGUGUGGGACCGGAUGCUGGGCGGCUUCAAGCACAAGAACUUCCGGACUCGGGAAGGCAUGUGUGUCUGCCUUGUCGCCACACUCAAUGCCUCUGGAGCACAUACUUUGACACUAAACAAGAUCGUGCCACAUAUAUGUAAUUUACUUGGAGAUCCAAACAGCCAGGUUCGAGAUGCAGCAAUAAACAGCUUAGUGGAAAUUUACAGACAUGUAGGAGAACGUGUGAGGGCGGACCUCAGUAAAAAAGGAUUGCCGCAGUCCCGGUUGAAUUUAAUCUUUACAAAAUUUGAUGAAGUCCAAAAAUCUGGAAAUAUGAUACAAUCUGCAAAUGAUAAAAAUUUUGAUGAUGAAGAUUCUGUGGAUGGUAACAGACCUUCCUCUGCCAGUUCCACAUCAUCCAAAGCGCCAGCAAGCUCACGGAGAAACGCUGGAAUGGGGACCCGGCGGUUUGGAUCGUCCACUCUCGGGUCUAAGUCUUCAGCUCCAAAAGAAGGAGCUGGCGCUGUUGAUGAAGAGGAUUUUAUUAAAGCCUUUGACGACGUACCUGCAGUGCAGAUUUAUUCCAGCCGAGACCUCGAGGAAUCCAUAAACAAGAUUAGGGAAAUAUUAUCUGAUGACAAGCAUGAUUGGGAGCAAAGAGUAAAUGCUCUAAAAAAGAUUAGAUCUUUACUUUUGGCUGGUGCUGCUGAAUAUGAUAACUUCUUUCAACAUUUGAGACUUUUGGAUGGAGCCUUUAAACUAUCUGCUAAGGAUCUGCGGUCUCAGGUAGUGCGGGAGGCUUGUAUCACGUUGGGGCAUCUGUCAUCAGUUCUGGGGAAUAAGUUUGACCAUGGAGCUGAAGCCAUUAUGCCAACUAUCUUUAAUUUAAUUCCAAACAGUGCCAAAAUUAUGGCCACUUCUGGUGUUGUAGCUGUUAGGUUAAUCAUUCGGCACACACACAUCCCUAGGCUAAUACCUGUGAUAACAAGCAACUGUACCUCCAAGUCUGUUGCAGUUAGAAGACGCUGUUUUGAAUUUUUAGAUUUACUUUUACAAGAAUGGCAAACACAUUCACUGGAACGGCACAUAUCAGUAUUAGCCGAAACGAUAAAGAAGGGAAUACAUGAUGCCGACUCUGAAGCCAGGAUAGAAGCCAGAAAGUGCUACUGGGGGUUCCACAGUCACUUCAGCAGAGAAGCAGAGCACUUGUACCACACGCUGGAGUCCUCCUACCAGAAGGCCCUGCAGUCCCACUUGAAGAACUCGGACAGCAUCGUGUCUUUGCCGCAGUCCGAUCGCUCGUCUUCUAGCUCUCAAGAGAGUCUGAAUCGGCCGCUCUCUGCCAAAAGAAGUUCCACUGGAAGUAGCGCCUCUAGAGCUUCUACCGUCAGCACCAAAUCUGGGUCAACGACUGGGUCCCUCCAGCGAUCCCGGAGUGACAUCGAUGUGAAUGCAGCGGCCAGUGCCAAGUCCAAAGCCUCGGCUUCAGGCUCCGCGCCCUUCAGCUCUGCAGCGGCCUUGCCUCCGGGCUCAUACGCAUCCUUAGGUCGAAUUCGUACGAGAAGGCAAAACUCCGGGAGUACCACCAAUGUCGCCUCUAUACCUUCUGAUAGUCGAGGCCGCAGUCGCGCUAAAGUGGUUUCACAGUCCCAGCCUGGCAGCCGGUCGAGUUCUCCAGGGAAAUUGUUGGGAAGUGGUUAUAGUGGCCUUGCUGGGGGUUCCUCAAGAGGCCCGCCUGUGACACUCCCUUCAGAAAAACGAAGCAAGAUUCCCAGAAGUCAGGGAUGUAGCCGAGAAACAAGUCCAAACCGAAUAGGACUAGCACGGAGCAGCCGUAUCCCUCGACCCAGCAUGAGUCAGGGGUGCAGCCGCGAUACCAGCCGUGAGAGCAGCCGAGAUACAAGCCCUGCUCGGGGCUUCCCUCCACUGGACCGGUUUGGGCUUGGCCAGGCAGGAAGAAUACCGGGUUCUGUGAAUGCCAUGCGCGUGUUAAGCACAAGCACAGAUCUUGAAGCUGCUGUUGCUGACGCUUUGCUGUUAGGAGACUCCAGGAGCAAGAAGAAGCCUGUGAGGAGGAGAUAUGAGCCCUAUGGGAUGUAUUCUGACGAUGAUGCCAACAGUGAUGCCUCGAGUGUUUGCUCUGAGCGCUCGUAUGGCUCCAGGAACGGCGGCAUUCCCCAUUACCUGCGGCAGACCGAGGAUGUGGCAGAAGUUCUCAACCACUGUGCCAGCUCAAACUGGUCAGAGAGGAAAGAAGGGCUUCUGGGUCUGCAGAACUUACUGAAGAGCCAGAGAACACUGAGUCGAGUAGAAUUGAAAAGAUUGUGUGAGAUCUUCACACGAAUGUUUGCUGACCCACAUAGCAAGAGAGUUUUCAGUAUGUUUUUGGAGACUCUUGUUGAUUUUAUAAUAAUUCAUAAGGAUGAUUUGCAAGACUGGCUUUUUGUUCUUCUCACACAAUUACUUAAGAAAAUGGGGGCAGAUUUACUUGGAUCUGUGCAAGCGAAAGUUCAGAAAGCUCUAGAUGUCACAAGGGACUCCUUUCCAUUUGAUCAACAAUUUAACAUUUUGAUGAGAUUUAUUGUGGAUCAAACUCAGACUCCUAACCUCAAGGUCAAAGUUGCAAUCCUGAAGUACAUUGAGUCUCUCGCCAGACAGAUGGAUCCAAUUGACUUUAUAAACUCUAGUGAGACCAGGCUUGCUGUUUCUAGAAUUAUAACCUGGACAACAGAACCAAAGAGUUCCGACGUGAGAAAGGCUGCACAGAUUGUGCUAAUAUCGCUGUUUGAAUUGAACACUCCUGAAUUUACUAUGUUACUUGGUGCCUUGCCCAAAACAUUCCAGGAUGGUGCCACCAAACUCCUGCAUAACCACCUCAAGAAUUCCAGUAACACCAGUGUGAGCUCUCCGAGCAACACAAUUGGCCGGACUCCCUCCCGACACAACAGCAGCAGGACCAGCCCCCUGACCUCACCCACCAACUGUUCCCACGGGGGCCUGUCUCCAAGCUUGCUGGACAAUGAUACAGAGAACCUGAACUCUGAAGAAAUCUAUAGUUCUUUGCGUGGAGUUACAGAAGCCAUUGAAAAGUUUAGUUUUCGAAGCCAAGAGGAUCUGAAUGAGCCAAUUAAACGAGAUGGCAAGAAGGACUGUGAUAUUGUAUCCCGGGAUGGUGGAGUUGCGUCCCCUGCCACUGAGGGCCGGGGCGGCAGUGACGUGGUGGAAGGAGGCAGAACAGCUCUGGACAACAAGACCUCCCUGCUCAACACCCAGCCUCCGCGCGCCUUCCCGGGGCCGCGGGCGCGAGACUACAACCUGUACCCCUACCCGGACACCAUCAACACCUAUGACAAGACAGCCCUGAAGGAGGCCGUGUUUGACGACGACAUGGAGCAGCUUCGAGAUGUGCCCAUCGACCAUUCGGACUUGGUGGCGGACCUUCUGAAAGAGCUGUCCAACCACAACGAGCGCGUGGAGGAGCGGAAGGGCGCCCUGCUGGAGCUGCUCAAGGUCACCCGGGAGGACAGCCUGGGCGUCUGGGAGGAGCACUUCAAGACCAUCCUGCUCCUGCUCCUGGAGACCCUUGGAGACAAAGACCAUUCCAUUCGUGCACUGGCGCUGAGAGUUUUACGGGAGAUUCUGAGAAACCAGCCAGCAAGAUUCAAAAACUACGCCGAGCUGACGAUCAUGAAGACUCUGGAAGCCCACAAAGACUCCCACAAGGAGGUGGUGAGAGCCGCCGAGGAAGCUGCGUCCACUCUGGCCAGCUCCAUCCACCCGGAGCAGUGCAUCAAAGUGCUCUGCCCCAUCAUCCAGACGGCCGACUACCCCAUCAACCUGGCUGCCAUCAAGAUGCAGACCAAGGUCGUCGAGAGGAUCGCCAGGGAGUCCCUGCUGCAGCUGCUGGCUGACAUCAUCCCGGGCCUGCUGCAGGGUUAUGACAACACUGAAAGUAGUGUGCGGAAGGCCAGUGUGUUCUGCUUGGUGGCAAUUUAUUCCGUAAUCGGAGAAGAGCUGAAACCUCACCUCGCACAGCUCACGGGGAGCAAGAUGAAGCUACUGAACUUGUACAUCAAGAGGGCGCAGACCACGAACAGCAACAGCAGCUCCUCCUCCGACGUCUCCACGCACAGCUAAUGGCAGCGCGGGUGUCCGAGCCGCAGAGCAGCCGCGGUGCCUCUCACAGACCUUCCCGCCCCCUCGUAGGCCGUCAGGGCGAGGAGGCCACACAUAUUUAUUACAAUCAGUAUUUGGUCCCUUCCAGCUUUUGUGUAGAAUCUUACUGGCAUUGAAUGUAAAGGAGCAAGGCCUGUUUUGCGUCCUCACACACAACAGCAGGAGUGAAAGAGCCAUGCAGUGUCCAGCGCUGAGGGCACGCGGGGCGCAGCCAACGCCCAACGGGGAGGGAGCGCUCUGAUGGACAGAGGGUGUGGCGGUCUGCGUUUCUCUUCCAUCUUAGCGUCCUGCGUUCUGGCCGUGGCCGUGUAGGGCAGGUUCCCUCCCCCCACCCCAGCCGACGCCAUGACACGGUUAGCUGUGCCUCUUUAAGUUGUGUUUUGAGACCUGCUAAGAAUGUGAACCACGUGGCAGGAUGGAGGGAAAGCUGAGGAGGGCCUCUGGCAGACCCCGGGUGUUGCUUCUGUACCUGGGCCAAAGGCUGCCGCCCUCACGCUAGUGCUCCGCGCAGUGCCCGGUGCUGCCCCGCUGCCCGCGGCUCCCGGGAGUCUGCGGAAGCCGUCUUCAGGGGCUCCUCUCGGGCCCUGGGUCUUGGGUCGUCUGUCCCUCCUGUCCCCCCACCCCAGCGUUUGCUUAAGCUGCGCAGUUCUAAAGCGUUCCCACUUAACCUGGGCCCGGCUCCCGCUUUCUGCCGGCGAGGUGGCUCCUCAAGGACACUCCCCUCUGGCCAGCACUCGCUUCCCACACCCUCUGCAGCUGAUGCAGCCGGGUUUCCUCAUCUUCUCUCCCUGCCGCCCUUUAUUUAUCAAACAUAACACCCGUCAAAGAACAGCAAGCAGGAACUUUGUAGAAGCCGCAGGACUUUGCUGGCAGUGACGUUUGGAAGUGAAAAGAAAAUGCUCUAAAAGAUACCGGCCACCAAAUGUUUGGUCAGCGCUGUGUGUGCACGCAUGUCCCACACCCCCAGGCUGGGUUUCUGUUUUUUGGUUUUAUUUGGGGGGGCUUUUUCACGUUUCACUCUCUAGUGUAUCAUGCAAAUGUACAGACUCUUUUGUUAAUAAUGUAGGAUUUGCUAAAAAAUAAAAAAUAAAAGAACCCUUUUGAGUUUGCCCUAGAA
Molecule: messenger RNA, 6168 nt
Organism: Myotis lucifugus (little brown bat)
Lineage: Eukaryota; Metazoa; Chordata; Mammalia; Chiroptera; Vespertilionidae
Gene: CLASP1
Product: cytoplasmic linker associated protein 1
Exons: 39
Coding region: 516-5012 (1498 amino acids)
Biological process (GO): mitotic spindle assembly
Cellular component (GO): cytoplasmic microtubule; spindle microtubule; microtubule organizing center
Molecular function (GO): kinetochore binding; microtubule binding
Source: RefSeq, a predicted model, not a curated record